This is a messenger RNA of Brassica napus (rape), 2507 nucleotides long. Its product is annotated as probable galacturonosyltransferase 7. NCBI's taxonomy places the organism in Eukaryota, Viridiplantae, Streptophyta, Magnoliopsida, Brassicales, Brassicaceae. Gene Ontology annotation, molecular function: polygalacturonate 4-alpha-galacturonosyltransferase activity. Bases 245 to 2110 code for a protein of 621 amino acids. The transcript is spliced from 10 exons. The record is from RefSeq and is a predicted model, not a curated record.
UCUCUCUUCCAAAUUAGCAAAAAAGUAAAGGGACGAUGCGAUCGGGCUAACUAGUGCAGCACCUACUUAGAGCGAGAAAGCUAGAGAGAGUGAGUGUGUGUGAAGCGAGGGGGAGAGAGAGAGAGAGACAUUGGCAUCGAGUAAACGAGAGUGUGGAUUGAGUGAUACUCGUGGAGAGAAACAUCGUCGCCGACGUUGUUGAGAUCCAAUGCGAAAAGGCACUGAUUCAAUCUAAAUCGGAAAUAUGAAAGGCGGAGGAGUCGGUGGCGGAGGCGGAGGCGGCGGAGGAGGAAAGCGCCGGUGGAAAGUUCUGGUGAUUGGAGUGUUGGUUCUCGUAAUCCUCUCAAUGCUGGUUCCUCUUGCUUUCUUGCUCGGCCUCCACAACAGCUUUCACUCUCCAGGAAUCGUCACUCUCCAGCCUUCUUCUCCUUUCGAGAGAAGCAGAAUCAAUGCUACCAAACAUUCACAGAGAGAUCUAUCUAACAGAGUCGAUCAGGUUCUCCAGAAAAUCAAUCCAGUGCUUCCCAAGAAAAUCGACAUAAACGUGGUUCCCAGAGAUAUGAAUAGGACAAGCAUCAGUGAUUCUAAAAACAGAGGAUUACCCGUGUCCCCAGCUGUUGUUGCCAACCCAAGCCCUGUUAAUAAAACAAAAACCGAAGUCUCGCACAAAGGUGUUCAGGGGGAAACAGUAAAUGCUGAUGAAACUCAGAGAACUUGUCAGGUGAAAUAUGGGAGCUACUGCCUCUGGAGGGAGGAAAAUAAGGAACCCAUGAAAGAUGCUAAGGUGAAGCACAUGAAGGACCUCCUAUUUGUGGCUAGGGCAUACUAUCCAAGUAUUGCUAAAAUGCCUUCUCAAAGCAAGUUGACUCGAGAUAUGAAACAAAAUAUCCAAGAGUUUGAGCGUAUUCUUAUUGUAAGUUCAGCAGAUGCUGAUCUUCCACCACAGGUUGAUAAAAAGUUUGAGAAGAUGGAAGCUGUAAUUUCAAAGGCAAAGUCUUUUCCAGUCGACUGUAACAAUGUUGACAAGAAACUGAGACAGAUCCUAGAUUUGACUGAAGAUGAAGCUACUUUCCACAUGAAACAGAGUGUGUUCCUCUACCAGCUUGCAGUGCAUACAAUGCCUAAGAGUCUUCAUUGCUUGUCAAUGAGACUAACUGUGGAGUAUUUCAAGUCAGGUUCAGUUGAUGUUGAGGACAAUGAGAAAUUUUCAGAUCCCUCAUUGCUUCACUUUGUUAUCAUCUCCGACAAUAUACUUGCAUCUUCCGUUGUUAUCAACUCAACUGUUUUACACGCAAGGGAAAGUAAAAACUUUGUUUUCCAUGUAUUGACAAACGAGCAGAAUUACUUUGCGAUGAAACAAUGGUUUAUCAGGAAUCCCUGCAAACAAGCGGCUAUUCAAGUAUUGAAUAUUGAAAAACUCGAGCUGGACAAUUCUGAUGUGAAGCUUUCUUUGCCUGCGGAGUUCCGUGUCUCCUUCCUCAGCGGUGACAAUUUGGCGUCACAAGGGAAACGAACGCACUACUUAUCUCUGUUCUCUCAAUCUCACUAUCUCCUCCCAAAGAUAUUUCACAAGUUGAAAAAAGUUGUGAUUCUGGAUCAUGACGUUGUAGUCCAGCGAGACUUGUCUCCUCUUUGGGAGCUUGAUAUGGAAGGAAAAGUGAAUGGCGCAGUGAAGGAGUGCUCUGUGAGGUUGGGUCAGCUAAAGAGUCUCAAGGGAGGAAGUUUUGAUGCUAACGCUUGUCUCUGGAUGUCCGGAUUGAAUGUCAUUGAUCUUGCUAGAUGGAGGGAACUGGGAGUUUCAGAAACGUACCAGAAAUUUUACAAGCAGCAGAUGAGUGGUGGAGGUGAGUCGAGAGAAGCAAUUGCACUGCAAGCAAGUUUGCUUACGUUUCAAGACAAAGUUUAUACUCUUGACGACAAAUGGGCUCUAUCAGGGCUUGGUUAUGACUACUACAUCAAUACCCAAACGAUAAAAAACGCAGCCACUUUGCACUACAAUGGGAACAUGAAGCCAUGGCUAGAGCUGGGAAUCCCACAGUACAAAACCUAUUGGAGAAAGCAUCUGAAUCGGGAAGAUCGAUUCUUGAGUGACUGUAACGUGAACCCUUGAUGAGAGUAAGUAAAAAGCUACAGGGCCAAUGCUUUAGAAGCAGGUCACAGAAGCAAAGAAAAGAUUUAGAGUUGGUGGUUAAGCAGACAUCUCAUUUUUGGUGGGGGUAAAUAAACUCGAAUGCAUUGCAGUGAGAAAUGCUGAAGGGAAGAGUGCAAGCAGAAGUGGGUUUUAAAAUUGAUAGCAAAUUGAUUUUUAAGAGACUUAAUCAAGAUGAUUUAAAAUCAGCUUUGAUUAAAAAAAGAGUAUGUGAAGAAAACUUUGAUGUUGUAUAUGAUUUUUGGCAGAGGUGUGUGUGCCAAUUCUUUUCCUCGUGUUAUAUUUUCCCAUUGUUCAUGUGUCAGUUUUUACUUUUGUUGCGUUUGACUUGAUAGAAAGUGAUGAGAAUUUUUAUCUA